AUGAGCCACAGAGCGAAGGGUCCGCAAUCUCAAUCUACUCCAUCGUCAUCGUCUUCUGCUUCUCCGGACAUUGGAUCUGAGAUUGCCACAGUUGAAUCGAUAUUCAAUGGCGAUCCCGUCUACGACACCUUUCCUCCUUCGACCUGGUUCUGGCUAACCGGUUCAACCGUGAUGAGUUAUCAUGGACAAUUGUAUGCUCAAACUCCCUCGCUUCUUCCUUCAAGCUUGUUUUCUGACCACCACCAUCACCCAGUCGAUAGACUAUCUGCACUGUGCUACUUUAAACCUAUCGAACAACAAAUCGUCAGAUAUCGUGAAAUCAUGGUUGUCAGGUUGCAAUCAUCGAGCAUCUUCCGACGCAUCAAGCUUAUUUCGUUCAAGGUCCACGAAGCGAUCGCAAACGGACAAGACUGGAGGUAUCAAGCCAUUUUCACUCAGUGGUUGGACCAAUUUGAAAAAGAGCCUUUGAGAACAGCUAUCGGUUUCUCCCGUUUCGUGGCACCCACAUUCCUCCAAACCGUCUACUCUGAUCCCACUCUUUGGAACCCAGACUCCCACCUCAGUACAUCCGUGUCCAUAGCCCACGCCCUCUCCUCGAUUCGUUGUGAAAUCGCCAACUUUGUCAUCAUGGACACGUUCUAUUCCAUGGCAUACAGCCUCCCACAGCUCGUCGAAUACGACACAUCCAUUUCUCUCCAGAAUGAACUCGAAAGUUCUCAUGGAUCCACGGCUGCCCGACCCGAAUUCCAAGUCAUGCUGGCAGAGAUCAACCAGUGUCGAGAGGGCCAGCCAACGAGCACAGGGCGCGGCUGGAAAGAGAUCGAAGCGGACUUGUUGAUGUGGCAGGCCAAGCCGAUCCCGCAAGAGGCCGAGUGGGAGAGCUGGAUGGUUGUCGCUUGGUUGGCUGUUCAGGGGAGCUGGAGGCAUGCGUUGUUGGCGUAUUUGUAUAUGGCAUUGUGUGGAGCGGCGUCGGAUGAUCCGCGCGUGCAGCAUUCGGUCAAACAACUUUUAAAGGUCGCCAGGGUUGUCAAGAAACCGUCUCGACCGGUAGCGAGCGCACACUUUUUUGCUCAAUAUUUCAUCGCCGGUGUAUGCGCGCGAACAGAAUCCCAACGCACGUUUUUAUCAGAGAAAAACUAG
Messenger RNA from Rhizoctonia solani, 1140 nucleotides. Its product is annotated as Fungal specific transcription factor domain. Bases 1 to 1140 code for a protein of 379 amino acids. The record is from RefSeq and is a predicted model, not a curated record. NCBI's taxonomy places the organism in Eukaryota, Fungi, Basidiomycota, Agaricomycetes, Cantharellales, Ceratobasidiaceae. The transcript is spliced from 6 exons.